AUGCCGCUCUUUCUGGAGGCCGACACCGCUCUUUCUAGAAGAAAUCCCUCGGUGUCAAGCGGGGUGACGUGGACACCUACGUCCUUCAUGUUUGGGCGCUGGAGGGCGACGGGAGGCAUCGAUUCGCCGUUUGGCUCCUGCACUAGGGGACUGCGGCUGCUACAAAAGAUGCAGCAAUUGGAAGAUGCACAGGUCAGCAACGCCUCCUCCCCCUCGCACAGUUCCUCUGGACCUGUAGCGUGCAGCCAUAUCUUCCAAUUUUGCUUCAAUAUGUUCUCCCAUAUGCACGACAAUUGGGCCUCUUUUUGUCAAUGUGGGGAGCAGGCUUUCAUAAUGAACUGUGUGAUUAAUGAUAGUCCUCACCCUACAGUACUUGAGUUGCAUGGUUGGCAUGGUCAACAUGGCAAAGAAAGUAUAGAAGAUUUGCCAAACCAAGUAUGGGCUUGUAGAGUACCUCAGAGUGUCACAUUUCCUUUUUGA
This is a messenger RNA of Triticum turgidum subsp. durum (durum wheat), 480 nucleotides long. The record is from the annotation of a GenBank genome assembly. NCBI's taxonomy places the organism in Eukaryota, Viridiplantae, Streptophyta, Magnoliopsida, Poales, Poaceae.